Molecule: messenger RNA, 492 nt
Organism: Solanum stenotomum
Lineage: Eukaryota; Viridiplantae; Streptophyta; Magnoliopsida; Solanales; Solanaceae
Exons: 1
Coding region: 1-492 (163 amino acids)
Source: RefSeq, a predicted model, not a curated record
AUGAAGUUUAUGGAAGGAGAGCUAGUGUUGCUGAUGGUUUCACCCAUUAAAAGUGUGGUGAGAUUUGGUAAGAGAGGUAAGCUUCGUCCAAUGUAUAUUUGGCCGUUUAAAGUUCUAAAAUGUGUGGGAGAGGUGGCCUGUGAACUAGCUUUGUCUCCAGGGUUAUCAGAUGUGCACACGGUGUUUUAUGUGUCUAUGUUGAAGAAAUAUCAUGGUGAUAGAAACUACAUUAUUCAUUGGGAUUCGGUCCUCCCUGAUGAUAAUCUAUCCUAUCAUGAGGAGUUUGUAGCUAUUCAAGAUGAGGAGGUCCGCAAAUUGAGGUCAAAGGAGAUUGCAUCUAUAAAGGUCCAGUGGAAGAAUCGUCCAGUUGAAGAGUCUACUUGGGAGAUAGAGGAUGAUAUGCACAUAAUAUAUCCACAUCUUUUUGUUGAUUUAGGUACCCCUUUCUUACCCUCACCUUCUUUUGAUCGUUCGAGGACGAACGAUGGUUAA